CGCCGACCUCCUGGUCCUCCGGUGCCGGCCCUUUCGCGCCCCCUCCCCUUCCCCGGGAUGUUUUCGCUGGAUUUCUUGGACGAUGUCCGGCGGAUGAAUAAGCGGCAGCUGUAUUACCAGGUGCUGAACUUUGGGAUGAUCGUUUCCUCAGCGCUGAUGAUCUGGAAGGGGCUGAUGGUGGCAACAGGGAGUGAGAGUCCCAUUGUGGUCGUGCUGAGUGGCAGCAUGGAGCCGGCAUUUCACAGAGGAGACCUCCUGUUCUUAACCAAUCGCAUUGAAGAGCCAAUCAGAGUGGGUGAAAUCGUGGUCUUUAGGAUAGAAGGAAGAGAAAUUCCAAUCGUGCAUCGAGUUUUGAAAAUUCAUGAAAAGCAAAAUGGCGACAUCAAGUUUUUGACGAAGGGCGAUAAUAAUGCUGUCGACGACAGAGGCUUGUACAAGCAAGGGCAGCACUGGCUGGAGAAGAAGGAUGUUGUGGGAAGAGCGAGAGGAUUUGUGCCAUACAUUGGAAUAGUGACCAUCCUAAUGAACGAUUACCCCAAAUUCAAGAGCGUAAGCUCCUUUCCUGAACUGAAGGCCUGCAGUGUCUAAGGAAAAUCAGAUCAGAGAACUCUGCAUGGCCAACCAAGAACAGGUAUCCUGGUCUCUCUGAAAGUGAGGCAAAAGACAACAGAAACUAUAUGCGACCCCUUCUGGAAGGAAUCUUCUCUGCUGGAAGCAACAGAAUGAAGUCAGCAAAUCCAAAGGUGGUAGCACACACCACUUCAGAUGAGGGGUGGCAUUUUUAACACUUUCUCCUAGUGUAAAAACCCCUGCAGAUAAAAAACAAGCACACAAAGGAAUUGUGGGAAUUCUAGCUCAG
Varanus komodoensis (Komodo dragon) is the source of this 859-nucleotide messenger RNA. RefSeq names its product SEC11 homolog A, signal peptidase complex subunit (gene SEC11A). Bases 58 to 588 code for a protein of 176 amino acids. The record is from RefSeq and is a predicted model, not a curated record. Gene Ontology annotation, molecular function: serine-type endopeptidase activity. The transcript has 6 exons. Lineage: Eukaryota; Metazoa; Chordata; Lepidosauria; Squamata; Varanidae. Gene Ontology annotation, cellular component: membrane; signal peptidase complex.